Molecule: messenger RNA, 1140 nt
Organism: Oikopleura dioica
Lineage: Eukaryota; Metazoa; Chordata; Appendicularia; Copelata; Oikopleuridae
Source: the annotation of a GenBank genome assembly
AUGGAAGAAGCUCCUCCUUGUGACUCAAUUGGCGGCUUGUGCACGGACACAGUUGGCAGUUUCACGUGUGCUUGUGAUGCUGGUUUUUCCGGAGACGGAUUAAAUUGCACGAACAUUGAUGAGUGUCUUUUGAGUCCAUGCCAUGCUGAUGCUGUCUGCGAUGAUUUGGUGGGAAGCUUUACUUGCUCCUGUAAACCGGGCUAUUCCGGCGAUGGUUUCGUCUGUCAAGAUGUAGAUGAAUCACUUGCAACUUGUAACAACAUCCCUGGCAGCUUUGAGUGCCCUUGUAACUCGGGAUAUGAAGGUGAUGGAGUGACGGAAUGCACGGACAUUGACGAGUGCGCGUUGGACUUUUGCGAUACCAACGCUUCCUGUAACAACACCAUUGGCUCUGUCGACUGUACAUGCAAUGUUGGAUACAGUGGCAAUGGAACUUACUGCGAAAACGUCAACGAAUGCGAUCAAGUAGACGUUUGUCAAGAAUAUUCGACGUGUACGGAUACUGUUGGCUCCUUUUACUGUACCUGCAACGCUGGGUACAGGCUUCAUACUGCACAAAUUGGAUCUGAAGAUGGCGACACGAUUGAUUUGUGUGUGGAAAUUGUUGAUUGCCAGGAUGGCUUCCGUGGAGGGUGUUCGCAUAGCUGCGCAGCCGGGGAAUGCCUCUGCCCAGCUUGUUGGGAGCUGGGACUCAAUGGAAAAGAUUGCUCCCCGAGUCCUCAGGAGACAGAGGUGGUAUGCUCCGCAGCUGGCAUUGAUAUCAAGAUGAGCGAUUGCGUCGUUGGCGACAAUACAGUUGAACUUAUCGAAGGAACCUGCAAAGCAGUUAAAAGCCAGGAUGGAGCUGAACAUAUACUUGCAACUGCUCUUAACGAAUGCGGAACUUCUGCGCUUCACAAAGGAGACUGCAUUAUGUUCUCGAAUCAAGUGAUCUUCACUCCUCCAGAAGUCAACGGACUCAUCAUUCACAAAAAAAUCGCGGCCCAAGUUGAUUGUUUCUUCAAUGCAACAGCAUCGGCAACGAAUACUUACAGAGUUGUUAAUGAAACCGAACCAGAACCAUUUGGAAUUCAACUCAAGAAAGGAUUUUCCCCUAGAUCUAUCUUGUUUCCUCUAAAUCGCCUCUCUCAUAAAAUGUGA